AUGACACUCACUACACGACACUACACGACACUACAAUAUACUCGCUUCCUCUUCCCAAUGUCCAUACAGCCCUUACCACCCGAUGUGGUGGCGCAGAUCAAGUCCUCCAUCACGGUCACGAGUCUGAACGGGGUCGUCCGGGAGCUGGUCAAGAACUCUCUGGAUGCCGGAGCCACGAAGAUCGAGAUAUGCCUGGACUACGGCCGUGGGGGGUGUUCGGUCGAAGAUGAUGGCUUGGGCAUCCUGCCAUCCGAACUCGUCCAAGUUAAACCAUGCCCCGGACCAGGACCCGCGCCCACUCCAUGGUGGCCGUGGCCAGUUCCUUGCGGCCGUCGCGGCCCUGGCGGUGGUGUCGAUCACAUCUCAUCAUCACCUGCAUCGCUCGCACAAUGCCCUGACGAUGCACCGGUCCGCGGUAGUCGCGCGACAGGUACCGGCCCCAGCCCAGCAGCACCUCGCGCAUCCGGAUCAUGGGACGCGCGUGGUGGUGCGCGAUCUCUUUGGCAACAUGCCGCGCGAUGUGGUCUCGCUCCUGUUGCCUUGGGAGAGGGCGGUUGCGGUGACUGUGACAGUGAUAUCUCCAUCAUCAUCAUCCAAUCCGAAGAUGGUCAUCCGACCACCCUCCCCGCUCUUCACGUCGGACAGAUUCUUCUCGGUGUCGUCGGUCAGCCGCAUCUUGUCGCAGGCGGCCUUCAUCUCCGUCCGGGAGGCGGAUCCCACUCGCUGGGUCCCCGUGGGCGCAUCAACCCCCACCCUGCGCAUCGCGGGCCUCUUCUCGCUCGACCCCGGACCCACCAAGCAGGUCCAGUUCCUAUCUCUCGGGAUCCAGCCGUUGGUGGCGGGUCAGAACGUCUUCCACGACGAGAUCAACCGGCUGUUCUCCCACUCGGCAUUCGGAGUGGAAGGAGAGGUCAGAGAACCGGAACUGGACCAGCUCGCGAUGGAGCGGCAAGGCUUCACGAACAAAGAGCUGAAAGGAGCGAAGAAAGGCGUGGACCGGUGGCCGAUGUUCUGCCUUAA
Messenger RNA from Drepanopeziza brunnea f. sp. 'multigermtubi' MB_m1, 1020 nucleotides. The record is from RefSeq and is a predicted model, not a curated record. Lineage: Eukaryota; Fungi; Ascomycota; Leotiomycetes; Helotiales; Drepanopezizaceae.